Hibiscus syriacus is the source of this 1329-nucleotide messenger RNA. RefSeq names its product syntaxin-121-like. The record is from RefSeq and is a predicted model, not a curated record. The transcript is spliced from 3 exons. Bases 45 to 1046 code for a protein of 333 amino acids. Lineage: Eukaryota; Viridiplantae; Streptophyta; Magnoliopsida; Malvales; Malvaceae. Gene Ontology annotation, molecular function: SNARE binding; SNAP receptor activity. Gene Ontology annotation, cellular component: endomembrane system; plasma membrane; SNARE complex. Gene Ontology annotation, biological process: vesicle fusion; intracellular protein transport; exocytosis.
GUGAAGAGGUUCGGAACUUAAAAAAGGAGGCAAAAUUAAAAGAGAUGAACAAUCUAUUCUCUGGCUCUUUCUCUCGCUUUCGAAGUGAAGAAGCGUCCCCCGAUCAUCACGUAAUCGAGAUGUCGGAGGCCUCCUCCGCCUCCGGCGGUGUUAACCUCGACAAGUUCUUCGAAGACGUGGAAUCCAUCAAAGACGAGCUCAAAGAACUCGAGAGGCUAAACGACGACCUUUCGUCGUCUCACGAGCGAAGCAAGACCUUGCACAAUGCGAAAUCUGUGAAGGAUUUGAGAGCAAAGAUGGAUGGUGAUGUAGCCAUGGCUUUGAAGAAGGCCAAGCUUAUUAAGGUCAGGUUGGAAGCGCUUGACCGCUCCAACGCGGCCAACCGGAGCUUGCCUGGGUGUGGACCGGGCUCUUCUUCCGACCGGACGAGGACCUCGGUUGUGAAUGGGCUGAGAAAGAAAUUGAAGGAUUCUAUGGAAAGUUUUAGUGGGUUGAGAGAAAAGAUCUCGUCCGAGUACAGAGAAACUGUUCAAAGAAGGUAUUUCACGGUCACCGGAGAAAACCCAGAUGAGAAAACUCUUGAUCGUCUGAUCUCAACAGGAGAGAGUGAGAGCUUUUUGCAGAAAGCCAUUCAAGAACAAGGGAGGGGUAGAAUUUUGGACACGAUCAAUGAGAUUCAAGAAAGGCAUGAUGCUGUUAAAGAUUUGGAGAAGAAUCUCAAGGAGUUGCACCAAGUGUUCUUGGACAUGGCGGUUCUGGUUCAGGCUCAGGGCGAGCAAUUGGAUGACAUAGAGAGCCAUGUGAACAGGGCUAAUUCUUUCGUGAGAGGUGGAACCGAGAGGCUUCAAACAGCUAGGAAUUACCAGAAAAACACCCGCAAAUGUACUUGUUAUGCCAUCAUACUUUUGAUGGUCAUCAUCUUGUUUGUGGUGCUGUUCACCGUUAGACCAUGGGAAAACAACGGUGGUGGCGGCAACCGUAACAACAGUCCAACCCCAACAACACCAGCCUCGCCACCACCACCACCACCUCCAGCUAUUGCUUAAUCAUAGGUUGAUAUGUUAGCUAUGCAGUAUUCAAUCGUUGGGAUUCUGAGUUUUUACAUGGUCCUUUUUGUUUUCUUUGGAUUGGUUUAUUGAAUCUGUCAAGAGAUGAAUGUUUGAUAAGCUUUUGAAGCUUUUCUUCACUGCAGUGAAUGUUGGAUGGGACAAUCAAUUCUUUUCAGAAUUCAGAUUAGAGACUCCAUUUUUUGUUAUAGAUUCUUUCCUGUAACUAGUUCUUUGUUGCUACAGAUAUGCACUGUCUAUUAAAUGAAAUAAUGUUGGAUUA